AUGGAGAACGACCACGGAGAGCUUGUUGACCUUUACGUGCCCCGCAAGUGCGCGGCUACUGGCCGUCUCAUUGAGGCCAAGGACCACGCUUCGGUCCAGAUCGCCAUUGCCGACGUCGACGAGAACGGCAAGAUGAUCCCCGGCCAGACCACCAACCUCCCCAUUGCUGGCUUCAUCCGCCACCAAGGUGAGAGCGACGACUCGCUCAACCGUAUUACCCAGGAGCUCGGCCACAGUCUGCGCCUGGCACGGAAGCAAUUCCUCUCUAUGCCGGGGGCAGGAUUCCAUUUUUAA
Malassezia japonica is the source of this 294-nucleotide messenger RNA. RefSeq names its product 40S ribosomal protein S21 (gene RPS21). Gene Ontology annotation, molecular function: structural constituent of ribosome. The coding region runs from base 1 to 294 and encodes 97 amino acids. Gene Ontology annotation, cellular component: ribosome; cytosolic small ribosomal subunit. Gene Ontology annotation, biological process: translation; endonucleolytic cleavage in ITS1 to separate SSU-rRNA from 5.8S rRNA and LSU-rRNA from tricistronic rRNA transcript (SSU-rRNA, 5.8S rRNA, LSU-rRNA); endonucleolytic cleavage to generate mature 3'-end of SSU-rRNA from (SSU-rRNA, 5.8S rRNA, LSU-rRNA). The record is from RefSeq and is a predicted model, not a curated record. The transcript has 3 exons. Lineage: Eukaryota; Fungi; Basidiomycota; Malasseziomycetes; Malasseziales; Malasseziaceae.